UUGUCAAACUUAGUUACCGAAAAAUCGUAUCGGGAAUCGAUCUUGUUCUCUAAUCGUUUUUCUUUCAAUUUUCUUUUUUUAAUAAAAAAUGGCACCAACACCUGUUCAAAUUGAGACACACACUCCCAAAGAGUUGGAAUUGAUGGCCAAAGUAAAAGCACUCGAAGAAGAUCGAAUAAAAUUCAUUGAAAUUGUUCGUGGCAAAGUUAAAAAAUUGGAAAAUGAACUUGAGUCAAAAGUCGAGGAGAAUGUACGUUUGGUGGAACGAAACAAAGAGCUUGAAAGUAUAUUGAAAGAUCUCUCGGCAUUCAGUGGCAAAUCGAAGAACAAGACCGAUGACGAAGAUACACUCAUUCGUGCCAAAGAAUUGUUGUUUGAGAAGACGAAAAUUUGUAAAAAACAAGAAUUACAAUUGGAAGCAUUGAAUACUCAAAUCGAAGCAAAUAAAGAUGUCUUGGACAUUACGAGAGACAUGCUGAAUUUGAAGAAUAUCGAGAACGACCACAUGCAAUCACGUUUGGAUUCAAUGAAAUUGCGAGUAAAGAGCGAAAAUGAUCGAUACCUUCUUACGGAGAAGAAACUUAAUUUGGCCAAACAAAAAGAAACAUCACUCACAAAGGAGUACGAGACACAACGGAACAUUUUUAAAGACCUAAAAGAAACGUACGAGGCGAAAAUCAAUAUUUUGACCAAACAAGUGGAGACCCUAAAGCAGAAAUAAUAAAGUGAUCCAAAGACGAUUGAUAAAUUUGAAAGCUUUUCUUCACUUGUAAUUUAUUGUUAAUUGUUUUAAACGAGAAAAAAAUACAUUAGCUACAUAAUAGUUUUCAAUAAAUCGAAUAAAUUUAUGUGUUUA
Contarinia nasturtii (swede midge) is the source of this 856-nucleotide messenger RNA. RefSeq names its product E3 ubiquitin-protein ligase BRE1A. The transcript is spliced from 3 exons. Lineage: Eukaryota; Metazoa; Arthropoda; Insecta; Diptera; Cecidomyiidae. The record is from RefSeq and is a predicted model, not a curated record. Bases 89 to 721 code for a protein of 210 amino acids.